Molecule: messenger RNA, 1981 nt
Organism: Chenopodium quinoa (quinoa)
Lineage: Eukaryota; Viridiplantae; Streptophyta; Magnoliopsida; Caryophyllales; Amaranthaceae
Product: germin-like protein subfamily 2 member 2
Exons: 2
Coding region: 1-660 (219 amino acids)
Biological process (GO): plasmodesmata-mediated intercellular transport; regulation of root development
Cellular component (GO): plasmodesma; cell wall
Molecular function (GO): manganese ion binding
Source: RefSeq, a predicted model, not a curated record
AUGGCGGGAGCUAUGGCGGUCCUGAUGGUACUACUAGCGGCAAUUGCUACUGGGGCCUUUGCCAAUGAUCCUGACAUGCUUCAAGAUGUCUGUGUUGCAGACCAUACACCAGGAAUACUUGUGAACGGGUUCGCGUGCAAAAAUAUUAGCACAAUAUCCCCACUAGACUUCUUCUUUAAAGGGAUUUCACAACCAGGCCAGAUCACAAACACUAUUCUCGGUUCAAAAGUCACCUCAGCGAAUGUCCAAGACAUUCCAGGUCUCAAUACAUUGGGAAUCUCCAUGGCUCGUGCCGAUUUUGCUCCCUACGGUCUAAACCCACCUCACAUUCACCCCCGUGCCACUGAGAUGCUCUUUGUCCUCGAAGGUGAACUAUAUGUUGGCUUCAUAACCACCAGCAAUAAGCUCAUUUCCAAGGUUGUUAAGGCUGGUGAAGUAUUUGUUUUCCCUAGAGGUUUGGUUCACUUCCAGAAAAACAUGUCCAAACACCCAGCUGCUGUUUUAGCUGCCUUCAACAGCCAACUCCCUGGCACUCAACAGUUUGCAGCUGCUCUAUUUACUUCCGACCCGCCUGUGCCUAAUGAUGUGCUAGCUAAGGCUUUUAACACUGACCAACACAGUGUUGAGAAGAUUAGGGCUGGCCUUACUCCUAAAAUGUAGGCUUUUUCCAUGGUAAUAUAACAUAAAUCUUAAUUCAGAUGUUAGUUUGUAACAUUAAGUUAUUAGCAAUAAGGAUUGUUCAUGAUCAAUUGGAUUAAUAUGUUUUUCAUUGAUUUUUUUUUUUUUCAUGUUGAAAGUAUCAUUCUUUACUAGUGUGUAUUAAUAUUAAUGUAAGUUGAUCGAAUUUGUAUCAUUAAUACCGACUUAUUAUUUGCCAUAAGUUUGAUUUGAAAUUUAUUGGAAUUCAAAGCAUGUUGUGUCUUGUGCAUCCUCCUACUAAAACCUAAAUGGUCACAAAGAUUUUCCCAAUUUCUGGGACUGUCUUUUCCAAAAUAAAUAAAAAACAUAUAUAAAAUAGAAAAGAAAAAAAAGAAAGACAACAAUGUGUUUAGCAACCAUUAUGAUUUGGUUACAAAACAAAUUUGGACACCAGUCUACUAACUUAGCGACCACUGUUAAUAAUGGCUAUUUCCUACAUUUUGUAGUGUGUGAUCCUCCUGCAGCUCCUUAAAUUAUUCUUCUUGUUCAAGAAAGUAUACUGUCUGAGAGUAUUAAGGGUUUAACUAUGAAGAAGUCAUAAAUGUGACAAGAAUGCAUAGUAACAUCAGAGUUGUGAUCCAAACUAAUUGAAAAUUUACUACGAUUAUUAGUUGACUUAGUUUUAUUCUUGGUUCCAAGUAGUAGAACUAUUAUUGGAAUCUCCAUACAAGUAACCUUUGAUUACACUACGCCUCUAAAAGUUGUUCAAAAGCCGACUUUAGCUUGUUAACAGUUACAAGCAAAUGAAUAAGCAAAUAAUUAUCUGAUCCAACCCCAGCCCCUCUCUCCUCCUCAAUAAUACACCCAAAAAGGGACUGUUCAAAAGGGGUUGUUUUGAAGCACUGGCAAUGCAAAGAUGAGGCCAAAACAUGCCAUCACACCCCCCCCCCCCCAACACCAAAACAAGGCUAGAGUUUCCCAUUAAAUGGUUUUCUAUUGCUCUGCCCCCUAAGCCCAAGCCGCUUGCCAUAAUUGUUGGUCCCCCUUGACAAUAAGGUAUGGCUUUGCCCCUAGUUCAAACAUUGAACCUCUCUUUAAUUACUGUAUGUAAAUAUAUUGUAUAAUAUUUAUUUUUGACAUAUUCAAAGACAAGGAGAAAGAAGAACCACUAAUUGUAUAAGUUGAUGACUUUAUGUAUGAUGAUGAAUAUGAAAGCAUUGGCAAAUUACUAAAAGAAGUUAAGUACACUAGAGUUCACCACAGACUUAACAAAUAGACCAGAUUGAAAAAAAGUAAACCCAGCUGAACAACAUACGAAGUAUUCGAAAUAGUUGUGUAACAA